Messenger RNA from Guillardia theta CCMP2712, 946 nucleotides. RefSeq lists its product as hypothetical. NCBI's taxonomy places the organism in Eukaryota, Cryptophyceae, Pyrenomonadales, Geminigeraceae. The record is from RefSeq and is a predicted model, not a curated record. The transcript has 15 exons. The coding region runs from base 14 to 946 and encodes 310 amino acids.
CCCGUGCAAGGCCAUGGCAGGGUUGCGGCUGUUGUUGCUCAUGCAGACUUUGCUGCUCGCAUCUGCAGAUUUCUGCGACGACUUUGACGUCAGUCAGCUUGAUGGCUCAGACCCGCUUGACUACUGCAAGGCUCAGUUCAUGAUGGGACAUCCUCCCAAAAUUGGAACAGUUUGCCUUGCUCGCCCUCAGGAUGCUUUCCCUACCCAGGCUGCCUAUGGCGAGGUAGAUGCCGGAUGUGUUCAGAGAGAGAUCGAGGCUCUCGCAGGCGAGAAAGAUGGCAGCCUCAGAACUUAUCUCAUGUCCAACACCGUUCCCACCGUCAUCGGACCCAGUGGCAAGCUUUACAUCACCGACCAUCAUCACUUGAGCAGAGCUUUGCUGCAGUCUUUCUUGCCAUACGACAAGCCCUACAUACACCGACUGCUCUACUUGUGCAUUAACGAAGACUUGAGCAAAUAUGAUGAGCAAGGGUUUUGGGAUGAGAUGCAAUCCAGGCAAUUAGUAUGGCUCUACGACAAUGAGGGCAACAACAUCACAGUGCAUGACUUGCCACAAUCCGUCAAGUACUUGAAAGAUGAUCCUUAUCGCACUUUAGCGAUGUAUGUUCGCCAGUCAUACGGUUUCAUCAAGUGCGGCUCCAAGAGCGCAAAUUCAAAGUUCCCGCAAUGCGAGGGAGGAAAUGUGACAGCCAAGCCUUACAUCGAGUUCAAAUGGGCCAAACUCUAUCGCGCGCAGUUUCCUCUUCCUGACAUCUACGAUCAGUCGGACCAAGCUCAAGUUAUUCAGCUGCAAAGCGUGUUGGGCCAGGCGAUCACCAUCUCUCUUGACCCACGCAAUGCCGGUCAAGAAGGUUUCAACCGUCUCGGCCCCAAGGUAGCGAGGGCGGGAAACAUGCCAAGAGGCGUUAAGACUGUUUGCAGUCUGCCCAGCAGUGACUCUCGAUGA